AUGACGCAUCCAACGAUCUCCGAGCUCGUGCAGUCCCCAACGACGAUCAGCAGCGAAUACGCACGGGAUCCUACUGAAGAACCCGGGAAGAUCGCAAAACGAUUGUACCAGCACCUCACCCAAACUCCACCCCCACCUUCCAUUCAAGGCAACUUCGGCCCCAUCUCCCCCAGUCCCCUCUUCCACUCCAUCUACCAAUCGAUAUUAGAGAAGCUCGCAGCGUCGGGUGAUGCAUUAGCCGGAAUGGUAUCGCCCCCGCUCAUCGCAACGUCCGGCGUCGUCCCGCUCACGAUCAUCGCGCCUCUUCCUGAUAUCGUGAAACACAUGUCGAACUGCAUCGUGCGCGCGCAGAAGGAGGUGUUUCUCGCUACGAAUUUUUGGAUUAGUAGUGAUACGUCGAGGAUUGUUACUGAUGCUUUUAGGGAGCUUAAUCGUCGAGUUGGGGAGCGUGGGGGGGAGAAGGUGGUGGUGAAACUGUUGUAUGAUAGAGGAAAUGUGAAACAAGCGAUUACGCAUCAUCAGCAUGUACCUCCAGCUACGUAUACUGGACCGAAAGUGAAUUUACCUGCACCAGAGGAGAUCCCGAACAUCGAUAUGCAAGUGGUGAACUACCACGUCCCCCUCGUCGGGACGUUCCACUCCAAAUUCAUGGUCGUCGACCGCGAGGUGGCGUUGUUGAUGUCGAACAACAUCCAGGACAACGAUAACCUCGAGAUGUGUGUGAGGCUGGAAGGCCCCGUCGUGGAUUCGCUGUAUGAUGUGUGUUUGGCGUCGUGGAGUACGACGCUUGACCCACCGCUUCCGUGUAGGGAUACUCCGGCGUCGGGGAAGCCGUUGCCGUCGUAUGCUGACCCCGAGUUCCUCGCACUAUUCACAUCCGAUUCUACCACUGAAUCCGUUUCACUCCCGUCUGUCGUCCAAGCCGGGCAUGAGUCCCUUGAUCUUCCAGAACACCUCCCAGGGGACCCGCAUUACGACUCGACAAUCGCAGGUGAGAUCCGGCGGAUCCAAGCCUCGUAUGCACCGAAAUCAGGAGAAACACAUCUCCAGGCUGUGGCUCGCCAUUUUAACGUAACUCCUGCGCAGAAAGCUGACGGGGGUGUGCAACCGAGUGCUCCGGAACCGGCGGGGGACUCGUUAGUCCCGUUCGCGGAGAUGACGCCGUAUAUCCCACUUCCUCCAUCUGCGUUCCCUGGUCCUAAUCCCACUUCCACCCACACUCUCACUCCGAUCCCGAUGCUCAUAGCCUCCCGUGCCCCCCUCGGCUCUCCCACGUUCUCCGUCCCCCACGCAGUGCGGUACCCCCAGAACGUCGCGUUCCUCGAAGCGGUACGGGGAGCAAAAGAGACAAUAUUCAUCCAGACGCCGAAUUUGAACGCGGAGCCGCUGUUGCCGGAGUUGGUGGCGGCGGUGAGGAGGGGGGUGGAGGUGGAGGUGUGGGUGUGUUUGGGGUAUAAUGAUGCGGGAGAGUUGUUGCCGUAUCAGAAUGGGACGAAUGAGAUGAUUGCGAAUAGGUUGUUUAAUGAUCCGGGGUUGCUCCACCCCGCGUCCAAUGAUGGUGACCCGGCCUCUCACUUCCCCUCUGAAUCCAAAACUCAUGUAGCCUCCGAACCUCACACACACUCCGAAGACUCAGACUCAGACUCCGCACAACCACAACCACAAGUACAACAACCACUGACAGCACAACAACUAGUUCUAACAAACGAAGAAAAAUCCCGGUUAAAGAUAUACAACUACGUUGCAAAAGACCAGGAUAGACCGAUACAUAAUAAGUUUAAGAAGAGGAGUUGUCAUAUAAAACUCCUCAUCAUCGACGCCCACCUCGCCAUCCAAGGCAACGGCAACCAAGACACCCAGACCUGGUUCCACUCCCAAGAAAUCAACGUCCUCCUCGACUCCCCCGAGGUGUGUAGGACGUGGAUGGAGGGUGUGCGGAGGAAUCAGGGUACUGAAACCUACGGUCGAGUAUCCUCCGUGGACGGGUGUUGGCAUGAUCCCAUUAGCGGGGAGAUGGCGGAGGGCGCGAUUGGGGUUGAUCCUGGGAGGUUUUCGUGGGCGAGGGGGAUGGUGGGGGCGGUGCAGAGGGUUAGAGGGGCGGGGGGGUUUUAG
Messenger RNA from Lentinula edodes (shiitake mushroom), 2112 nucleotides. RefSeq lists its product as uncharacterized. NCBI's taxonomy places the organism in Eukaryota, Fungi, Basidiomycota, Agaricomycetes, Agaricales, Omphalotaceae. Gene Ontology annotation, molecular function: catalytic activity. The record is from RefSeq and is a predicted model, not a curated record. The transcript has 4 exons. The coding region runs from base 1 to 2112 and encodes 703 amino acids.